Molecule: messenger RNA, 5340 nt
Organism: Eimeria necatrix
Lineage: Eukaryota; Apicomplexa; Conoidasida; Eucoccidiorida; Eimeriidae
Exons: 5
Coding region: 1-5340 (1779 amino acids)
Source: RefSeq, a predicted model, not a curated record
AUGGCCUCUAAUGCAGCCACCGAGGCACCCCAGGGGAGCAAGCGCUCCUCUUUGAGUCCGGAGAGGGGCCCCCGCGCAACCCGUCGCAGUAUCCGUUUCAGUGAUGAGGUUGAAGCUGAAGGAGGGGGAUCCUCAGGGGCUGCUGGGGCCCCAGAGUCCUCAGGGGCCGAGACCCCAAGUCACCGUGCAGCGCCAAAAUCAGGGCCACUCCAUCGCCGGGGUCGCUCCGGAAUAAUGAGUUGGCUUUUUGGCGCUUUCUCCACCAACACACGUGGACAAAUGCCCGUCCAGGAUGAUGGGGGAGGCCCUGGGGGACCCAGCUCCUCUCUGCGGGGUGCCGCAUCGCUAUUUUCUAUUAAGCGUAUUAGUGGGAUGCACCGAGGAGGGCCCCCAGUGUUUGAGAGAAAAAGGAGAAGGCACAAAACGGUGCUGUGGAAGUACAAGAAGACUAUUGGAGUCUUCGCCUCUUUUGUUUUCAUUUGCAAUCACAUCAUUGCCUCGGGUCUGAUGUCGAUGCCUUCCUUGGUGCGCACGGCUGGCCCUGCGGCGGCAUCUUUGUCUAUAUAUUUAUUUUGUUUUCUUUCAUCUGCCUGCGCUUUGUUGCUACUGAAGAGCAUGACUUUGAUAGAGGGAAACUCAGGAUUUAAUGAGCGCUACGAGUACUCCGCCAUCUUGCGUUACUUCUUAACGCUGCAGCCCCCCCUUUCAGUCUCCGCAUCUACUGCAGCGCUGCAGCAGUCAGAUUCACGGGCCUCAGACGACAAGGAUCAGCAGCAGUUACCACAGAAUGCCCAUCAUAUGGGGCCUCUUGAGCGCUUAGACGGUGCGCUGUGUAAAGCCAUGGGCCUUGCCCCAACGGAGUCACCCCCUGGUGAACUUGACGAUCCAGCUGAAAUCAAGGAGCGUCAGGGGAGCACCACAGCGCCUCCGUUCUUGCGAGGUUUGGGGGAACUGCUUGGCGACUUACGUCUGAUUCCUUAUCGUCUUAGCUCGCUUGUGAGGGGCUUGAACCGUUCGUCCCUGUCUCAGGCUAUUGCCUUUCUCCUAUAUGUAAAUUCCUUUUUGGGAGCAUCCUCUGCGGCGCUACUAGUGGCUUACUGCGUCGAUGCACUGCUUCUCAGAGUGCUCGGCUGGACUGUGUUCGUGCCUGUUGUCCCAUACGGCGGGGAUUCCCUGCUGGCGAACCUCCAGCAGCUGAGCAGCAACUUUGGCGACCUGUUUUCCUUGUCCAUGUGGCCUCUUAGGGAAUUCGUGGUGUUGCUGUGGAGGUUCAAGCAUUUCCUAUUUGACUCAGCGGCAGACGCUGCAGUGUACACAGCAGACUCGCUCAAUGAGUGGGACAUCCUACCCAACUACAGUCCGUUUGUCUUUGUCACUUCUCGCGAGCAGCUCGAGGAAAUCUUCUCAGGUACAUGUACAUCAACGUGCGCAGAGAUCGGUAGUGUAGCAGCAGCAGGAGCAAGCUGCGUUCCCUGCCUGAACUACGUUGGUGUCUCACUGGGCUAUCUUCUCACAGCAGUAGCUGGUCUCCGCCUGGCCGCUUCAGAUCUUGAGGACACAAUGAACCUGCAGUUUAUUUCGUUUUUCGCGGUCGUUGCUGCUUCCUUCAACGUGUGCCUAGCGGCUCUUUUCCGCAUCACCGGCUCGGGCUGGGAUUGGGCAUCUCAGACAAGUGCGACAGGCACACCGGCACCAGCAGCAGCAGCAGCGUUAACAACAGCAGUAGCAAGCGCAAAUGCAGCUCUUGACAGUAAUGCACCGAUGAUAUAUGGAAGUCCUCCAGGAGCGGCAGCAGCAGCCACAGCAGCCCCUGCUGCGCUUGCAGCACCAACACCGAGCGCAUCAGCAGCAGCAGCUGGAGCUGGUGGAGGCAAAGGUACACUUUUACCAUUUCUGCAUUCGAUUUUCGGCGGCUUUGCUGCUCGCACGGCGAUCCCUUGUAUGGUGGACGCUUUCGGGUUUUCCUCUUCACUCCCAUCUUGGGCAAAUGAAGUCAGGGACGAAGUUCCAAUAUCAGGCACUGUUUGGCUGAGUAGUCUGUUUUCUGCCUCUUUUUUCUUCAUAUUUGGCUCUCUUUGCGCGAGCGCGUUUGUUGGCGCCGCGGAAUCCUCCAACGCGUUGGCCUCGUUGAUGCUGGGAACCUCAGGAGGCCAUCUCCCGUUGUUUGCUGCUACUUUUGUUUGUCUCUUCCAUGUUGCGGCUUUGCUGCCCAACAUUGUGCUGUCCCAGAUCGGCUCCAGGUACGACUUGCUGAAUAUGGCGAUCUGUUUGGACAAGAAAUCAGCGUUCACCACCGCUUCCACGGUCCCUUGGAUGCUGUAUUGGUUGCUGGCGUAUCAGCCCCUGUUUGCACACCCCGCUUCCGUGCUUGGGUUGACCACUGGUUUGUUUUUGAAUUUCUUUAUUCCUACGCUUACCUUUAUCUACGCUUCUUUUUCAUGGGAGCUGUUCAACAAAGCGCACCAAGCCGAUGCAGCGGCAGCUACUGGCGCAUCCGAGAACAGGGAAGAUGCAGCCGAUGGAAGCUCUGCAGCAGCUGGAGAUUGGGCGGGUGGCCUUGUAUCCCAAGGGUCGAUGCACCUCCGGGAGGGGCAUUCAAAGCCGGCAGGAGCGCAGCAUCACAGGGGAGCAGGACUGGCGGCUGUCUCUGGUGCUGUUGCUGGAGCUGGCGGCGCCCGAACGCGUGAGAUGCAGCGGCAGCUCCACCAGUGGCUCGAGGAGUUCGCGCGAAGGGCCCCAGAUAGCGACGUGGCGCAGCUGCUGCAGCGGCAGACCGACUCAGACGAGUCCAUUCUAGACAGAGACGGAGGACGUAAAUCUGAAGCUGCAGCAGCGCCAGUAGCAACAGGAGCACUGUUGCGGAAGGGCAGUCUAGCCUGCAGGCCGAGGCAGUCAAGGACGUCUCUUGUGCAAUCUAGCGACGGCAGCCCCAGUCAAGACGAUAGGGACGCCUUUGGAAGUCCCAGGGGUAGCAUGCCGCUUAUGCGGGGGGCAUCGUCCCCCUCCCUUAGCGCUUACUCUUCGUCCCCGCCUGAAACAGGACUGGCAUCUCCUAUUGCACUAGACAGUGCAGCUGCACCAGACGCAGAACCAGUCACGCCCGAAGCCAUCGCUUCUCUGUGGUCCCGCAGCGCUUGGUGUAGUUCAGGUGAAUCUUCUGAAGCAUCUGCGGCCGCCGAAGCAGCACGCACAACAGCAGCAUGCACAACAUCAGACAGGGCAGAUGACACUAGAGCUGCAGCAAGCAAGCUUACUUUGGCACCACCACCAGCAGCAGUUGUCACAAAGAAGGCAUCAGCAGCAGUAGUAGGAGAGUUGGCAUACGACUCAACAGCGGCUAGUGCCACGAGCCUUGGGCUUGUAGACCCCCCUGAUUCUUCUGAGCGUGCGCCAUCCCCCGUCGUUUCUGGUGGGCGUCUAGACAGACGCAAACAAGAACUACAGGGAAGACAGCAGCAGUCGCACAUUGAAGGCCCAGUUGCAGAAGCUGCUGUCUUUCAACGCAGCCGCAAAAGAGCUCCCGCGGUGGGGAGACCCCAAAGGGGUCCCGGUGGCAACUGGCAGCGACCAGAGUCAGCCGCUGCUGCCACUGUGUCGUCACCGAAGCAGCUCGAUCAUGCAGCGGCGGAGGUGUUGGCGGAUCAUAGCGAAGCUGACGCUCCUCUUCCCCCAAACACACAAGCAGGUCUAGCAGCACCAGCUGCUUCGGUUGUUGCAAGACAUGCUGGGGAAGGGUCUGGUGAAGAGAAUGAGCCACAAAUACAGCAGCUGGAACGCCCUGCCCGCCCUGCUAGUGAGCCUUCGGAAGCAACAACGUCAGAAGCAGCAACGUCAGAAGCAACGGCAUCUAGGGGAAAUUGCGAGGCUGUGGAAAGCCGACUAACUUGCGAAUCAGUGUCUGGGAUAAAACCAAAAAUGCGCGAUAGCAGCGCAGGCAGCGAGAGCAUCUGCAAACAGGUUGAACCAGUGGAGGAGUCUAGCAGUAUGAGCGUCAGAGGCAGUAGCAGCAGCAGCCGGGGCGACAGACACAGCCCUGAGGCUGAGUCCUCCGACUUGCCCCCAGAAGAAAGAGACACGAACGGCACCGCACCAUCCGCAUGCAUUCCUAGUGACAAAGAAUGUCCAACACUUACGGGCAGUGCCAACGUCAGGACACCUCGAGCUAUAAGGGGCUCGCUGCAGGAGGACAGAGGCCUCGCUUCGACGGCCCCUUCUUCUGCUUCCGAUGGAGUACCAGCUGCUGCUACUGUGGUUGUAGCCGCUGCAGUAGACGAGACGCCUGCAACUGCCUCUGCAUCUGCAGUGGCUGAGACGGCUGCAGCUGCCGCUGCUGACGGAACUUGUUCAGUUGCUGCACCUGCCUCACCGGGUGGUGCAGGAGGCCUUAGGAGGCGGUCACGACCAAAAGCCAUCAAGCCCGCUGGGAUCCGCGGUCCCAUUUGUUCUACCCUGGAGGAAAUGCAGUCAAAAGGGGCCCAGCCAGCCGACUGCGUACAGAUACGUGAUGCUGUCAGGGAGACAGCAGCAGCGGCAGAGGCGUCAGCGAAUCUAACGCAGGCUGCAGGAGAAGUACAAGCAACAGGAUCACCAAAGGCGGAAGAUGCCUCAACAUCCACACCAGCGGAAACAACAGAAGCAACGGCGAAAACAGCGGAAGGAACAUCGGCGGAAGGCGAAUCCUCAGCUGAAGCAGCAGCAGCAGCACAAGCUGCCGCUGACACUGCUUCUACGUCUUUUUCUAGGACGAGGAAGAGGGUGCUUACGGCGCGACGCAGGGCUUCAGCUCCCCAGUGUCCACCCACAGCAGUAGCUUCAACUCCCGGCGCUCCGAAAAGCCCCUCAGAAGAUUCGAAGCAAACGGCAAGACCUGAUGAGCAAGGUGCUCUAUUAGAUGGCCGCACGGAUGCCACUGGUGAUACAGAACCAGAAGCAGCAGCAGGUAAGACCGCAGCAGCAACAGCACCCGAGACAGCAAGUGGGCGUGCUUCUCCAAAGGGUUCGUGGUCUGCCUGGACGACAUCUGGAAUGCGACUCGUAGCUCUGAGCCCCACAAAACUGCGAGGGGUCGCCAUGAGGUCGCGUAGAAGAGAUUCAGGUGUUCCAGCUGAGCCCCGUGUGGCGCUCUUCCCGAUACUCACGUCCCCUCGAGCCGAGCGUUUCGCGGCCUUUUUGUUGUUGUUGUUCAUCAUUCUCUGCGCAUUCGUUGCUGUUGCAGAAGACCUUGCUGAUGCCAUACUUCUUGCUGUCUCAGUGCUCUUACACACAUGGAGCCUCUGGUGUGCCUCUACCAUCCAUCUCUAUGAAUGGCUAACUGGGUUAUUCAGCAGUAUUGCCAGCUAG